This is a messenger RNA of Pseudoliparis swirei, 8796 nucleotides long. It is a transcript of the gene phlpp2, whose product is annotated as PH domain and leucine rich repeat protein phosphatase 2. Lineage: Eukaryota; Metazoa; Chordata; Actinopteri; Perciformes; Liparidae. The record is from RefSeq and is a predicted model, not a curated record. Gene Ontology annotation, molecular function: protein binding. The transcript has 19 exons. Bases 80 to 4372 code for a protein of 1430 amino acids.
UCUCCUCUCUGUGGGAAUUUGCCAGUCGCGCACCGGGACGACACUUCUUGGUUCUCGUCGCGGUUAACAGCGAUCAUACAUGGCGAUGGAGGACGAGGAUAAUAACGCAGCGGUGGUGGCGACAAGCACCCAAACGAAAGGAGGUGAUGUCGGAGAUAACGGGGCUUGCACAGACAGGCAGCCGGACACGGCGGCACACCAAGCGGGGCUGAAUCCGACUGCAGGUCGCGGCAGCCGCAGUGGUUCCGGCUCUCAUGCUGCGACGGGGAUCCGAGUGCUAAAGCGCAACAUGAAGCGGAAUGGUAGUCGUGGCUGUGUGACGAGAAAGACCAGAUUUGGAUCAAGAGAGCGGGACUGGCUAAAGGGGGACACCCAGCGGGGCUGUGUGUGUCUGUAUGGGGGCACAGCGGACCCCCAGAUACCUGCCUCUGGUCCACAGGCCUCCUCCACCCCGCAGACAGACCUGCAGUUGGUGCUCUGCUCCACAAGUACCACAGUGGAGGAACUGUGUGCUCAGAGGGAUGGACAGGGACUCUAUGUUCAGUUGCAUGGAGAUCUAGUCAGGCGGCUGGAGCCCUGUGAGCGUCCGCUGCAGAUGCUGUACGACUACCUGGCAGCUAUGGGCUACACAGAGCCUGGACAAGUGCAGCAAGAAGCAGCCAACUCAGACCUCAGCUGUUUGAUCCGUUUCUACAGUGAGCGUCCAGUGAAUGCAGACCAGCAGGAGCGGACCCUGCUGAAAGGCGUCUUCAACGUCAGGAAGGGCAAGUCGCAGUUGCACAAGUGGGCAGAGCGGCAGGUCAUCCUCUGCGGCACCUGUCUAAUUGUGGCCUCUGUCAAAGACAGCCUGACUGGGAAGAUGCACAUCCUGCCCUUGGUGGGGGGAAAGGUGGAGGAGGUCAAGCGGAGGCAGCACUGUCUGAUGUUCAGCUCGGCCGGAUCACAGGCCCAGACAUACUUUGUCAACUUUGACACACUCGCAAACUACCAGCGGUGGCAUCGGCAGGCAUCAAAAGUGGUGUCUCAGACAGUCAGUCUGGUGGAUCUGUCGUGCUACAGUCUGGAAGUUGUGCCUGAAUAUCUCUUUUACAGUCAGGAUAUCACCCACCUUAACCUGAGACACAACUUCAUGAGCCUUCAGGGGCCAGGAGCCCUGCUCAACCUCCCCAGGUUUUCUCAGCUGAAGAGCCUGAACUUGUCUCACAACCGUCUGGGUGUGUUCCCUGAAUGUGUGUGUGAGAUCCUCACCCUGACUGAACUCAACCUCUCCUGUAAUAGUCUCCACACAGUCCCUGUGCAGAUAGGCAACCUUCAAAGCCUGCAGACACUGUCUUUGGAUGGAAACCAUCUCAGCUCCCUACCUGAAGAUCUCGGUGGCCUGUCCCAGCUCAACUGCCUCGGGCUGUCCUUUAACAACUUCUCUCACAUCCCUGCUGUGUUGGAGAGGCUGAGUGCAGUGGACAAGCUGGCCAUGGCCGGGAACAGAGUGGAGAGUCUGGAGUUGUGUAUUUUGGCCAGAAUGAGCCACCUGAAAAACAUCGACCUCCGAUUGAAUAGGCUGCACUGGAUGAGAAGUGAGAGUCUAGAGGCAGUGAGCCAGGUGACCCAGCUGGAUUUACGGGACAAUUGCUUAGACUCACUAGACCUGAGCUCAGUCUGCAACCUGGAGACUCUGCACUGCCAGCGCAACCAGCUGGGUACACUCACACUCAGCGGAUUCGCACUGCGCAUGCUUCAUGCCAGCAGCAACCGCCUUUCAACAGUCAACAUCUAUCCAGUCCCUAACCAGCUGACAGACAUGGACCUAUCACAGAACAUUUUGGAGUACCUUCCGGACUGGGUGUGUGACUGCAGAAAGAUUGAGAUACUCGAUGUCACGCACAACCUCUUGUCUGAGCUUCCUUCCAGACUGCUCAACAGCUUGAGUUUGAGAAAGCUGCUUGCGGGGAACAACUGUUUGCAGAGAGUUCCUGACCUGCUUGACCACAUCCCCCUGGAAGCCCUAGACCUCCAGCACAACAAGCUAUCUGAGCUCCCUGAGAGUCUGUUCUUCAAGGCCUUAAACCUAAAAUACUUAAAUCUGUCAGCCAAUGUCCUGGAAAGUAUUCCCAGCAGCCCAUCCGAGGAGAGCCUCAGCACACUCCAGGAGCUCUACCUGACCGCCAACAACCUGAAGGAGAACUGCGGUGCUCUGUUGGUUGGACACCAGAACCUGCGGAUCCUUCACAUUGCCUACAACCAGUUGCUCUCUUUCCCGGCCAGUAAACUGAGUAAGCUGGAACUGCUGGAGGAGCUCAAUCUAAGUGGCAACCAGCUAAAGGCUAUCCCCUCCACAGUGUCCAGCUGUAAGAGACUGCACACCCUCAUAGCACACUCCAACCACAUCACUGUCUUUCCAGAGAUCCUCAACCUGCCGGAGAUCAAGCUCGUCGAUCUAAGCUGUAAUGAGCUGACUGAGAUCCAGCUGCCCGACUCGCUGCCUUCCACUCUGCAAGAGCUGGACCUGACAGGCAACAGCAGCCUGAUGCUGGAACAUAAAACCCUCAACCUCUUCAGUCACAUCAUUACCCUGAAAUUAGACCAGAAAUCUUCCACAACAGCAGGAGACUCACAGAGUACCUCCACUCCAUGGAACCAUGGUUACUCUGAAAUGAGCGGCCAAAGGAACAAGUUAUGCGUGUCUGUACUGGCUGUAGACCGGUUUGGAGACGGUGUGGAAGCGUGUUAUGGCAUCUUUGACGGAGACCGAAAUGAGGAAGUGCCUCGGCUGCUGCAGUGCACCAUGGGAGAUGUUCUAUGCGAGGAACUGCAGCACUCCAGUAUUGACAGUGUGUAUAUGUGCAACACUUUCCUUACCUCGCACAGGAAACUAGGAAUGGCUGGCCAGAAACUGGGUGCUUCUGCCUUGUUGUGUUAUAUUCACCAUGAACCUUCAGAUCCAGGAGGCUGCUUUAGCCUCACUGUGGCCAAUGUGGGCACCUGCCAGGCCAUUUUGUGUCGGGAUGGCCGACCUGUACCUCUCUCUAAGGUGUACAGCUUGGAGAACUGCACUGAGGAGAUGGAGAGAGUUAAACUCAGUAAAGCCAUCAUUACCGAGGAUAACAAAGUGAGUGGAGUGACAUGCUGCUCUCGCCUGCUGGGCUGCUCUUAUCUGUCUCCUUGGGUGCUUCCAAAGCCCUGGGUGCACACUGAGCCUCUCUGUACCCAGGACGAGUUCUUGAUCCUGGGGAAUCGAGCGCUGUUCGAACGAGUCUCCUACCAGGAGGCCGUGUGCACUGUGCAGGCUGUGCGGGAUCCUCGGGCUGCUGCCAAGAAGCUGUGUUCGCUCGCUCAGAGUUACGGUUGCAAGGACAACAUUGAGGCCGCGGUGGUAUCCCUGCGUAUUGCCGAGGACAGCUGCACCUGUGAGCCACCUGUCGCCUCCACUGAACCACGGGGUCCCCCUCCCGUCGCUGCGCCUGUGACAGUGACCCCGGGCCCCAGUGAGCCGGCCCCCCUGUCAUCCAGCAGCGGUCUUGUCUCUGAGUUCAACAGUGAGACAUCAGCCUCAGAGGUGGGCAGCGAGGCGGGGUCCACCGCUUCAGAUGAGCAUCCAUCCUCUGGCCCUGCAUCCCGCCCAGAGAGACGCUGCAGCCUGCACCCUGCUACGACACUGUGUGGCAUCGUGGUGCCGGGCUCAGUUGGGGCAGGAACCCACCCAGGCCUCUUCCAGCGGCAGCCCUCCUGCGCUACGUUCUCAAGCAACCACUCUGACAACGGCUUGGACAGUGACGACGAAGCUCCACUCGAGGGUGUUAUCUCCAAUGGCAGCAAGUUGGAAGUGGAGGUUGACAUUCACUGCUGUGCUUUCCAACUCCGACCAGGGGCCCCUGAGAGCCCCAACAAUGUGGACCUUGAGAAUCGAAGUUCCGACUAUCCCAAUGGCAGAAUGCGAAGACAGAACAGCGUGGUGGUUUCUGCUACCAACGGCUGCCUGCUGGCUGUGUGUGGGAGAGAGAUCGCAGACCUCAAAAAGUCUCCAUCAACUUCCAGUCUGUUUGGGAAGAAGCUGUCCAAUGGCUCUGUGGUAGCCCCCGAGGACAGUCAUAAUCUCAUUGAGGUGGCCCUGGAGGCUCCGAAGAAGAAAUCUGGCUACUUCAACGCCCCAGCACAACAGGACCCUGAGGACCAGCUCAUUGUGCCUCCUAGUCUGGAGCAGGAUGUCAGAGAGCAGCUGAGAGGCCAGAGCCCUCUCGUCUCAGGCCCCCCCUUACCAUCCUUAAAAGACCCUGUGUGGGAUCAUCCACACCCACCUGCAUUUGCCUCCAACCCGGUCCCAGGUCCAGGACCAGUUCCCAUACUUCAGCAGGAAGUCUACGAUACCGCCCUCUAGUGGGGGGGCACAGCACAGCGGCAUACGGCUGGCAUUCUGUGACGUGCCAUUCCAGGGAAGAAGUGGAGAUUUUUCUCAUUCCUGGGGUAUAUUCCAAUAAUAGUUGCCAUUCAGAUCUUUUGUGAAGACAACACAGACCUGUGGGACCUUGAUAGUCACUAAUUGUUGCUGCGGAGUUAAGGUGAGGUAAAAAAAGAAGAAAAAAAUAGGAGCAACCAAAAUCCGAGUUCAUAAAAUGACAUUGUGAAAAGGAUGGUUGGCGAUCGUAGACCAAAACAAGCCUGACUUGAGAUGGGAUAUCUCAUGUGUUAGACAUGUCAGCAACAUUUCCCUUUACCUGGAAAACAAGCAAUCUAGAGGGUGUGAACGAGGGACUGUUCAGUGAGGUCAAACCUCCCCUCCAUGGGCUCUGUGGUCCUGGCGAGGUCCUGAAGAGAAGCCCUGUGACUGAAACUUGAAAAAGUGCCUAUUGCAGACGACUCAGCCUGGAGCCCAUCCCCACACCCAGGCUGCGUUUGGGGAUGUGAGCUUGUUAGUUUGGAGGAGGCACAGUGUCUCCAAGAGACCCGCACCGGCACAUCUGGCUUAUAAUGGAAAUGCUUGGAAGGCACAUUGGACUCCAAGAUGUGAAGACAAAAUAGCUACAUUUACACAGCCAGAAACGUUAUAGUUGGGUUUUAUUUUUAACAUUCGCACACAAUAUGUAUAGAAUUGUCUCUAUAGGAUUCAUUGAUUCUUUAUGAUAUAGUACACACUCAAAACUAGCAGCCAACUGUCGAGGCGUGCUUGAGCUGCCUACACCAAGAUUGAAAAGUAUCGCUAUUUAGAACAAUGCAAUUUGAAUAGCUGUCAAAAAUUAAAUCAAAUUCAUUCAACUGUAUUCUGCGGAUGUGUUAUCGAGUUCAAAAUCCCUCAUGGCAGUAUUAUCUGUUACCGUACAUGAUCAAAUAGUCGCCUUAAAAACUGCAGAGAAAUACAAGUUUAAUAUCAAUUUAGUUUGUUUUUAGGCCAUAGAUUAGUGGACCCCAGGAUAUGUGGAUGUCAUUUCUUAUUUUUUUAUUUUAUUUGUCAAGAGAUGAAGGAUGAAAGCAGUAUUCAUAUGUACUGUAAGAUAUGGAUUCUACUAAGUUUGUACUUUUUAGUGUAUCCAAACUUUGGGGGCUGCUACCCUUUGAAAUAUGUAAACACCAUGUCCUUGGAGGCAGAUUCAAUUAUUUGCAUUUUUACAUCUUAGUAAAUAUAUGUAGUUGUGCUUGGCUGUGUAAUGCACUGCCCACACAUCCAGAUGACGUUCAGGGUGUGUUAUUAAGGACCAUUAUGAACAGAACCAGAUCUGAUCUCUGUCAAGGUCCCACAAAGGUUGAACCACAGUAAGCGCAGAUUUUAUGGACAAAGAAACAAUUCUCUUUUUCAUAUCUAUAUAUUGCGUACAUGCCAUUUCCUGAUCAGGGUUUAAUGCUACAAAUUUAAAUCACACAGCAGAUAUAUAUUUUUUAAAGAUGAGGUACGGCCAUGAGAAUAAAUAAUGCAUUUCUCCUCAUUAAGUCACAUACAAUGCUUCAGCAGGUAAUAUCUUCCGUUCCUACUCGUUUUCAUGUUUUUAUAUACUUGUAAGAUUUAUCAUAUUUAUCUCAGCUGAAAGUUUAAAAAAAAAGACAUUAUUUAUUUGAAUUAUCAGGUAAAUAUUCCGGAGCCCUGGAAGCCUCCGCUUGCCGCUCCUGGAGCUCCCCACCUCGUGCCAAAAGAGAAAGCAGCUCUGCGGGGCCGCCGUGGUUGUAAGAAGGCCAAAGUUGGGUAAUUGCUGGCGUCGGUGAUUACUACAUUACAUGUUUAGUUUUGGUCGCCACUCCGAGUCGGUUGUGGUGCCGUUCUGGCAUUCCACAGCUGUUGCUAGCCGGACCUUUCAGCGUUCCCUUUUCGCCUUAAAGUAAACACUUCUCAGUCUCUUUGUUUCAUCCCACUCAUGUUGUUGUUGUGGCUGAGGGCUUCAGCUCCGGGGUGUUGUUGUCCUGUCUCUGCUCCACAGGAAUGAGGGAUCACUCAGAGAUGAAGCCUUAAUUGAUGCGUGAGACUAAAUCCCUUCUUAUAUUUUGCGAGUUUUUGUCUCAUGGUUAAAAGCACUUUGUACAAAUACAAUAGUUAUAUUCAGAGUUAUGUAUAUUUGAGUUUAAUAUAUAAGAUAUUUUUCAACAUAGUGUGCUUUGAUUAUUGUGGCUUCCCUCAGUCCAACGCCUCUCGUCUGUGAAUACAUAGCCAACACAAAUUGCGCGUACUUUGAUUGACAUAAUGACAAUUCACAUUCACUUUAUGGUGUUUUUUUAAUGUGACAAACGUUUCUUAUUUUAUUCAAACUAAUUUGGUUUGCUUUCAAUAACAUUGAGACUUUACUGAAUGGUAUUUUCAUGUUUGACAUCAGCACCACAAACAGAACUAUAUAUGUUUUUAAAUACUCUAACACUAUCUGCAAACUUUACUCUUCUCUAUGGAUAUGAAUCCCCCCCCCCCCUCCUGGCAGAAAACAAGGCAAUACAGUUAUUAUUGUUUUUUAUUUCUACCCAGUAUAAAUAUUUUGUUGAAACGUUGUGCUAAUCGAUUCCUCUUAAUAAUAAACAUGUAAUGAAAGCAUUAGUCUAAGUCUUAGAUAAUAAAUACCAUAAUCCACAUUAAGAAGCCAGUUAUUGUCCUUAUUAUGCUUAUAUAGACACCGAUUCCAACUAAAGCUUUGAAUUGUUCUUUUUCUAAAAGGAAGAAUGGGAAAUCAUCAUUUAUUAUGCGGCUAAAAAGAUUUGCUUCCAGUCACUUGAUCAGACUGCAGUGUGCGAGACGCCCGGCACUGACACACGGCGUCAGGAGGCUGACGGCACUGAAACCCGGACGGGCCCGACAGGUGCAGCUAGAAAAGUGGAAAGACAGAUUAUGAUUGUGAAUAAAAUUGGCACACAUCUGAAAUAAACUAGACGACUGAGUUGUUAAGCACGGUCGGAGAGGAGGAAUGUGACUUUCCAUAAGGUUUGAAACAAAGUGGUGGGAACUGUAUCGAUUGCUUAUACAAAUAUGCAAAGUGUCAACUGUAAAUAUAUAUUCAUGUAUAUCAGAGCUUCAUUUUCAUCACCUAAAACGACAAGAAUCCCUUUUCUCAAUAUGUCUGAACAUGAAUAAUGACGUACGAUGUACGAUGCGUUGGGAUUAAGUGUGCAAGUGGCUCUUUUUCAUUGUCUGAGGAUGUCCCUUGCUUUGGCUCAUUUGCAGUGUUUCUAUUAGUUUGGACUACAUUUAGUUUUGUUCAUAUAGUUGUACACUAAUUAUGUCCGUCUUCUGGCUCACAACAUAUAUUCACCCACUGUCCUGUCAAAUAUGUGUUCCCAACUUGAAGUCUACUCGGAUAUCGCUCCAUCGGUGUGCGUAUGAAUAUGCAGACUGUGUGCGUGGAUACAGGAAGUGGAGGCACAGGGUCCAGCGCGGGAACACAUUCCCUUUAAUUGUGAAACGCUCUUCAUCCCCGUUGAGCACCGACAUCGAGAGGACGUGCGUCUGAGUCGGUGUUUUCUAAACCGCUGAACUGAAGGGGAUCGUUUUCCCUCUGCACAACUUCACAAGCUCCCUGUACAAUUGUGAAACGUCUGUGUUAGUUUGUGAAACGCAGCUUAAGUGCACACGUUGUGUAAGUGUAUGCAUGGCGGUGUGAAUUAUGGAUUGACUGUCAUUCUGCGUGGGUGUGGUGAAGGAAUCGGAUCCAAGGUGGUGUUUAACAUGUGACCAAAGUAGCCAUUGUUUAAUCUCACAGUUCCUUUCUGUUCUGUACAUUAUUUUUCUAGAAAUGCUUGAAUAUGUUUUCUUGAUGCCAAUAAUCUGGUGUUUAUUUUUGUACUUCAUUAUUUCAUGGCACAUUUAUAUUUCCUUCUCCACUACAGAAUUUAAAGCGAUUGGGAUUCUACAGAAAAAUGUCUCUUAUUAUGGUACUUUUUAAAUAAAAGUACUAAUUAAAGCUGUAUUUAAUGUUGAAAGCAUGCCCUGAAUAUAAAUCCAAACAUAAAAGCAUAAAGUAAAUAAAUAAUAUGAUUUAUUUGUACAAAAUGGAGCAUAUCUAAUAUUUUUAGGAUUAUAUUCUAUCAUGCAGAUUACUGAUUUAUUUUAUGUUUAUUAAUCAAACAAUGUAUUAUUUAGGAACAGGUCCGACGGUGAGAACUUUUGCUGUGUAUCAGACAGAAUUGUUCUCCCUUACUUUGAGAAUGGAGGAUGGUUGUUAUUUAAAUUUUAUUAUCAUUAGUUUUGAUCAGACACUGUUAUUAAAUUAACUUCAAGCCAAGUAGCAAUAAAACUUUACUGUGAAUUUUGUUGUCCAAUGUCCAUUUGGCUCACCGAUUUCAUGAUGAUUUCAUGCUAAUAAAUAUCAAAAUGACUUUUCUUGGUCAGUAUCAAAUAUA